AAGAGUGUCGGUGGUGCAAAGAGAGUGAAGUGUGCGAGACAAAGAGAGAGGGAGACUGUGUGUGGAUAGUGAUAUUUAGACCUACCACCACAACUCUCUUAACUCAAUUCUGUGUGUAUCUUAAAACAGAAGACCCAUAAGAAGCCAUAUGCUUCUCUGUCUACUGUGUCCUUUGUUGUUCAACUUUCUAUCUCACUCGGCUACACUUGUCUUCUAUCUAAUCUAAUUCUAUCUCAAACACAAGCAUAAUGCUUUUAUAACUUUAACAGAAGCAGACCCUCUUAAUUUCUUUGCUUAAACCAUCUGUCUUUCUCUUAAAUUUUUUUUUUUUUCAAUUUGUUUUUUAAUAUACCAAAAAAUGGGUGUUGAUUUGAGACAAGUGAUUGCUGGUAUACUAACACUCACUAUGUUUGUGAUGCUUGGUAAUAUGAUCAAAAGGGAUCAUUUUGAUUCUGUUGAAGAGAAAUUUCCCGGAGGAGCUACAGAUGUUGAAUUUGAUAGUGGGAAGGUUACAGAGCAUGGCCUUGUAACAUUUGCAAAAUCGACUAAUGGACCUUGGAUAGAGGAUGCUCAAGAGCUAAAACCAUGUUGGAGCAAGUCAAAUUUUGAUGAGGUAGAGCAGUCAAAAGGGUUUGUCACUUUCUCGCUAACUAAUGGGCCAGAAUAUCAUAUCUCACAGAUUGCUGAUGCAGUGGUGGUCGCAAGAUAUCUAGGAGCUACUAUUGUACUCCCCGACAUAAGAGGAAACAAACCUGGUGAUGAGAGGAAGUUUGAAGAAAUAUAUGAUGUGGAGAAAUUUGUGCAAAGCCUGGAUGGUGUAGUCAAAGUAGUAAAAUAUUUACCUGAUGAUAUAUCAAUCCGAGAUUUUGCUGUUGUAAAGGUUCCUAAUCGAGUUACAGAAGAUCACAUUUCAAAGUCAAUAGAACAGAUUUUUAAAAGGAAGGGGAACAUAAGAUUGGCUACUUACUUCCCAUCAGUAAAUAUGAGAAAGACUGCACAAAAAAGUAGCAGUGAUUCAGUUGCAUGUCUGGCUAUGUUUGGAAGUUUAGAGUUGCAGCCAGAUAUUAAUGAAGUUGUUGACUCCAUGAUUGAGCGGCUAAGAACUUUGAGUCGCAAGUCUGGUGGACGGUUUAUAUCUGUGGACUUGAGAGUUGAGAUAUUGGAAAAGAAGAGUUGCCAUGGAAGUGGAGGUGGUGGAGCAAAAACAUGUUAUAGUGCUCAGGAGAUUGCCUUGUUUCUAAGAAAGAUUGGAUUUGACAAGGAUACCGCAAUCUACUUAACUCAAUCAAGAUGGGAUGACAGCCUCAAUGUUCUAAAGGACAUAUUUCCAAAAACUUACACUAAGGAAAGCAUAAUGCCUGAAGAUAAAAAGACAAAGUUCCUUCAAUCAGAAGAUUCGGAGUUUGAAAAGGUAAUUGAUUUUUACAUGUGUUCUCAAAGCGAUGUCUUUGUACCAGCCAUAUCUGGCCUCUUUUAUGCAAAUGUAGCUGGUAAGAGAAUAGCUGCUGGUAAGACGCAAAUACUUGUUCCAGCUGACAUCCCAGGAUCUUCCGCCUCUGUCACCAAUCAUUUUUCCCCCUACAUAUCCAAGAAGAACCACUUGGCCUAUUCGUGUUUCUGCUAGUAUUAUCUGUGGGAGGAAAGGAAAAAAGGAAAAGAAAAAAAAAGGCGAAAAAAGCACUAGACAGCUUUUCUGAAGCCUUCAAUGAUCUUAUUUCAUCUCAGUCGAGCUUUUUUACGAAGCAGAUUGACAGGUAAGUUGCAUUCUUCAAUUUGUGAGUGAAAGUACUUCAAAAACUCGAAAUCUCUAUUAUGAGCUGAUUUUUGGAGACCAUUUUUACAGUACAGAUAGCUUUGCCGGCUACAUUUGAAUAUGCAUGUAUUUAAGAAUUUGUUAAUGUUUUGUGAUACAGGAGUAAAUCUGUGUACCGUAAAAGUAGCUAGGUUCUUAUAAGGUUGUUUUAAUAGAUUACUUGUUGAAAUUUGGAAUCAUCUUUUUAUUCUGUUUGUCAAACAAUUGUUUGAAUGAAUACUAUGUUUUUUGGGCUGUA
Ricinus communis (castor bean) is the source of this 2051-nucleotide messenger RNA. RefSeq names its product protein MANNAN SYNTHESIS-RELATED 2. The transcript is spliced from 6 exons. The record is from RefSeq and is a predicted model, not a curated record. NCBI's taxonomy places the organism in Eukaryota, Viridiplantae, Streptophyta, Magnoliopsida, Malpighiales, Euphorbiaceae. Bases 359 to 1624 code for a protein of 421 amino acids.